This is a messenger RNA of Eublepharis macularius, 3587 nucleotides long. RefSeq names its product methionyl aminopeptidase 1 (gene METAP1). NCBI's taxonomy places the organism in Eukaryota, Metazoa, Chordata, Lepidosauria, Squamata, Eublepharidae. The transcript is spliced from 11 exons. Gene Ontology annotation, biological process: proteolysis. The coding region runs from base 33 to 1187 and encodes 384 amino acids. The record is from RefSeq and is a predicted model, not a curated record. Gene Ontology annotation, molecular function: metalloaminopeptidase activity.
CGCUGGCUUGGGCCGCUGCUGUGGCGAUCAGCAUGGCGGCCGUGGAGGCCCGGGUGUGCGAGACGGCGGGCUGCAGCAGCGAGGCCAAGCUGCAGUGCCCCACCUGCCUCAAGCUGGGCAUCCAGGGCUCCUACUUCUGCUCGCAGGAAUGUUUUAAGGGAAGCUGGGCUACUCACAAGUUACUGCAUAAGAAAGCAAAGGAUGAAAAAUCUAAGCGGGAAAUUUCUGCCUGGACAGUAGAUGGUGAUAUUAACACAGAUCCUUGGUCUGGCUAUCGAUAUACUGGUAAACUCAGGCCACAUUACCCACUGAUGCCAACAAGGCCAGUGCCGAGUUACAUUCAGAGGCCGGAUUAUGCAGAUCACCCCUUAGGUAUGUCUGAAUCAGAACAGGCCCUUAAAGGAACUUCACAGAUAAAGGUUCUUUCAUCAGAUGAUAUAGAAGGGAUGCGAGUAGUGUGUAGGCUUGCUAGAGAAGUAUUAGAUGUUGCAGCCAUGAUGGUGAAGCCAGGUGUGACUACUGAAGAAAUAGAUCAUGCAGUACAUCUAGCAUGCAUUGCCAGAAACUGCUAUCCUUCCCCGCUGAAUUAUUAUAAUUUUCCUAAGUCUUGCUGUACGUCGGUAAAUGAAGUGAUAUGCCAUGGAAUUCCGGAUAGGCGACGCUUACAAGAGGGAGAUAUUGUUAAUGUGGACAUUACAGUUUAUCGUAAUGGUUAUCAUGGAGAUCUCAAUGAGACAUUUUAUGUUGGGGAAGUUGAUGAGGGUGCAAAGAGAUUAGUUCAGACAACAUAUGAGUGCCUAAUGCAAGCGAUUGAUGCAGUAAAACCUGGUGUCCGAUAUAGGGAGUUGGGGAAUAUUAUACAGAAGCAUGCCCAAGCCAAUGGGUUUUCAGUGGUUCGGAGUUACUGUGGGCACGGAAUUCAUAAACUUUUCCAUACUGCUCCCAAUGUGCCACAUUAUGCCAAAAAUAAGGCUGUUGGUGUGAUGAAGCCUGGUCAUGCGUUUACAAUAGAACCAAUGAUCUGUGAAGGUGGGUGGCAGGAUGAAACUUGGCCUGAUGGCUGGACAGCAGUGACACGUGAUGGCAAGCGAUCUGCUCAGUUUGAACACACUCUUCUGGUCACAGAUACAGGGUGUGACAUCUUGACCCGGCGGCUGGACAGCAUUAACCCUCACUUCCAGUGCUAACUUAAGCCAAGCUGCGGGGCCUGAACCAAGUGUCUCUGUACUAUGCAUUUUACUAAAGUACAGGCUAAAGGGGAGAUUUUAUCACCUGUUUUCUUCUUGUUGAUGGUAGGCAAGAGCAAUUCAGCCUUGCAUUUCAUGUCUUGAAAGAUCCUGAUGCAGAGGAUUUGAAAGCAGAUAGGUUUUAAGAGCAUUCUCUGCUCUCCUGUUACCCCAUAACAUUGUUUGAACUUUUAAAAAAAAAUUUCAUUGUCCUUUAUGGCACCCCUUUUUUAUUUUCUCAGCUAGGCUUUAGGCAGUUCCAUGACUGCCACAGUGCCAGCUGGCGUACGUAUGGUAACCUUUUCGCUCGGAAUGAAGGUUUUGGGAAACUAGCCUUUCUGCUUUUACAAGUGCCACCUGAGAUUUUUAAAACUUUUCUUGUUCCAAAGGCAUCCUCUUGCUUAGCUAUUGCUGAAAACUGUUUUAAUGGGCUGGGCUUUUGUCUGUUUAGGAUUCAAAGGAGGGAUUGUAUGCUGGAAAGUAUUAUUUGUUGCUCUGUUGAACAUACCUUCUGAAUUUUGUUCUGCCUUUCCCACUUCCACGCUGACUGCCUCUGUUGUGACUGUAUGUGGAAGUGUCAUAACCACCCGUUAAACUAAAGCUGACUACUAGAAGUGGUGGUUUUUUUGUCCGAAGUGGGAAGAAAACAAUUACUGAGACCCUGCCUGGUAUAAGGUUUCACCAAAAUGCAGCCUCUCAAAACGGGUAUUGCUUUGACAGCCAAUGAUGCUCCAAAGGUUUGUGUUAAACUUUACAAAAAAGCUAACAAAAUUGAAAUAGGCAGAGUUCUUGUUCUGUAGUUUGUAUCCUAUAAUAACGGGCAUGUCCCAAAGAAGUUGGGCUGAUUUCAUAUACCGUUUGGGGGGUCUUAUUUUCAAGCUUUGGCGAUUUCUGUAUGUUGCCAUCUUAGAUUAGUAUGGCACUGCCUAUGAUUUAAGAACCAUGUAUGGGACCUGGUAACUCAGGACUUGAAUCUGAUGGGGUAUGUAUUACUCCCUUUUACUUAUGGAUACUUACAAUCUGCAGUGACCAAAAAAAUCACUUCAUUGUGGGUUGCAGAGAGAGAGCUUCCACCCCUGGCCAUGAGAAAUUCUGUAUGUAGUGAACAAAGUUUGCAUUGUGAAACAUGCAGCAAUAUCAUGAAGCUGCUUCUCUCCCCCCCCCCACCCCGAAAUAUUUCAAGCAUUGAUGAAAAAGUUGAAAAUAACCCAGAUAACCACAGCAGCUAUUUCAUCAAAGUAAAAUUAUUUUAGGGAUAUAUAAUGUACUUGAAAGAACCCAACAUUGGACAGCUGCAUCAAUCAAGUUAAAAAAAAAUCCCCAGGCCAGCUACAUUGUGACCAAUGGUGGUGUAAUUUCCCCACACUUUUCCAAGCAAUUAACUUGUAGCACUGAUCACUGUUGGUGUUAUCCAAUGGUGGAUUAGUUUGGCCUUUUUGUCAUUUUUUUAAAAUCUUAAAUUCUUUAAUGAAAGGAACUUACUGUAUUUUUAAAGUCUUAAUACCGGCUUUAUUCUUAGAGUAUUGGAGGGUGGGAAUUGUAAAGCAGUCAUCAAAUCAUGGCAUAAUGUGUAUGUUUUCUGCUCAGUGUCUGACAUCUGGUUGGAUUGCAAGGGGCUAAUAUGCAACAUCAAUAACAUUUAACUUCACUAGGGUUUGGGGUUUUUGUGCAGGAUAAGCACAGAUGUGACUAAAAAAAAAUGCUGUGGUAGAUCCUACAGUCUGUUUCUGUUGGUGCGAGGGUAUUUCUGCCAGCACAGAAGCAGGGGGCUGAUUAUUCAGCAUUAGGUGAGGGCUACAAGGGGAGAGGGAAAAUGCCAUCGGCCUUUUGAUUUAUUUGCAGGAUUUGAAUCCAGGGUGCAAGUUUUACGGCGUCAGUUUGCUUUUUCAAUCUGAAGAACAGUAUCAGGGGCCCACAAAAUUGGACCGAUCCCAGGUUUUUUGCCCUUUAUCAAAGAAAUCACCUUCAGUUGUUCUCCAAAUUGAAAAUUGAAGUUAUGAAUAUGUUGCUUUACUGUAGAUGUAACAUGCUGUGGGCCUCAGAAGCUAUUUUAAUAGCUCCACCUCUCAAUGCUUUGUAAAAUAGCCAGGUACUGAAUAUUAGAAUAGUCAUCUUUAGCUUAUCUGCCAUACUUUGGAGAAAGUAAGGCUCAAACUACGCUAAUGAAUGGCUGUAACUUUGGGCAAGAGACGGAUUCAAAGGCAGCAGCCUAAUCCCCUCUUCGGUUUGCUUUUGCCUGCCCACUAUCUAGGCGAAAGAUCCCUAAAUCUCCUGUUCAUAUAUGUCCUAUCAAUGACUGUACCCCCGUGCAAAAAUGUGGUACCAUCCUCCACUAUGAAAUAAAGCUAACUUUUCCACUUA